Sinocyclocheilus grahami is the source of this 1710-nucleotide messenger RNA. RefSeq names its product protocadherin Fat 1-like. The transcript is spliced from 2 exons. NCBI's taxonomy places the organism in Eukaryota, Metazoa, Chordata, Actinopteri, Cypriniformes, Cyprinidae. The coding region runs from base 116 to 763 and encodes 215 amino acids. The record is from RefSeq and is a predicted model, not a curated record.
ACAUUUUCUCUUUCUCUCUUUUCUAUGCAAUUCUGUUUGCUUUUUAUCUAAAGAGUCAUUCUCGGCUCAUGAACACAAGAACCCAAGAGGCUAUCAUUGGGACACAUCUGACUGGAUGCCGAGUGUUCAACUUCCUGGAAUCCAGGAAUUUCCUCAGUAUGAGGUAGUGGAGGCCCCACCCACCAUUUACAGUGACCCCACCCUGUUGGACACGGACUACUAUACCGGCGGAUACGACAUUGAAAGCGACUUCCCUCCUCCACCCGAUGCCUUUACUUCCCACGACGACUUGCCCCCUCCUCCACCCGUGCCGGAGUACGGGGAUCGCUACGGCACAUUGCAGCCCACCACGCGAGCGUUAAACAGCGCCCCCUCUAGUCCCGGAGGAUCUGGAGUACGCCAGCGACCGCCCUUACCCCAACUCUACAGCCUCACCCAAUUCCUACCCCACCACCAUUACUCGUCAGACCCCGAACCCCAGACCAACCCCACCAGCACCAUCACAUCAUCCUCCACCGGAGGAUACCGGCACGGAGGCUUCCCGCUGGGCUAUGGCCGCGACUUCGAUCCCCCCGCUGCCGAUAACAUGUCGCUCUCGCUGUACACGUCCACGGCGUCCUGCUCGGACAUGUCCGCCUGCUGCGAGGAGUCAGAAGUGAUGAUGAGCGAUUAUGAGAGCGGCGGAGAGGAGGAGGGAGCGCAGUUUCAGAGGCUCAUCAUACCGCCGCUGGACUCUCAACAGCAGCAGCAUACUGAAGUCUGACACUGGAUCCAGAAUAUCAAAAGUGCCUAAAUGAAACCCUGCUACAGGAGACUGACUGUGUGUUCAAACCAUAACCACACCACAUACACGGUACACAAACGUAGUCUUACACUUAACGUAAAUGCCAAACAUCCAAACGCACACAUUGUAUACAUCUGUACCUCACUCCAAAAGAGGUUUUGAAAAGACGUGCUUAAACACGAGUUCUCUCCAGUAGCUCUUGUGGGCAGUUAUUAAUAUUAUUAUUAUUAUUUAACAGUAUUGGGGAGAACAUUAGACUUGGCUGUGCCAUUAAAUAAUAUGUUGAUCAUCAUGCACAAGAUCAUGCUGAGAUAUACAAUUUACACAGAAAAUAUAACUGAUAUAUUGUCAUGGAUAAUGGGAGACAAGCAUCAUUUCAAGCAUCAAGUUUCAAAAUCAAACUGAUUUUUUAUACAAAUCCUCAUUCAUUUGUAAUGUAAAUUUUAAUGUACAGUUUUGAUUUCAAGGUUUUACUAGGUUUUUGUAGAUAUUUUUUGCUUUUUUUUCAAAAAAGAAAGACAGGAAAAAGUAGUUUACCAACUCAAAUGGUGUGUAUCAGCCUUACUGUAUGUCCAUUCACAAGCAAAGAAAAUAAUUUUUAAAAAUACAUAAAAAAAAUGUCAAGGAUUUGAAUGUGUGAUCUUUACAACACAUGUUCAUUUCUGAAAGGAUGUCUGCAUAUUCUUGUGAUGUGUUAUGUUUUUUUUUGUUGUUCUUUGUAAAUUGUGACUUUGGAACAUCUUUAUUUUUUGACCAUGAAAAUGGGACCCAAUAUAUUUAUAGUGCGAGAUUAUUCACAGACAUGUGACUUUUUCAGGGUCUGCGUUUGUGUGAGCAAUGCUAUGGUCUUGUUUCAUGAUUUUUAUUAAAUACUGCCACUAGCUUAACUGCUUUACUACUGGCAAUAAAUUAUUCUCUAAAAUGGG